AUGCUAGGCUUUUAGUGUGAAGUCACGUGUGUCCAACGGUCAGUUCGACUAACGUUAAAUGUCAAACAGACAAUCAUGGGAUCGAGUCUCACUUCAGCGGUGGAAGAAUACUUAUAUUUUAUUUAUUUUGAAUUAUUAAGAGCGUCGCUUCUUCAUGAGGACAAAUACAGACCGUGAUACUAUAUAUUUAUUGGUUUUAAACUAAAAAAAACCCCAUAAAACUCCGAGGGACUCGGAGCACGAGCUCCCUGUCAGGAAAAUCACAUAUCGAAUCCCAAGACAAGAAGUUUUAAAAAUCUUUGUGGUGAAAAAAGGCGGCAUUACCGGGUUUAACCUGCGGACGCUUGAUGAGGACAGUCGCCACAAACACGUGCAGAUUGUUUUAUUUACAGUCAUAUUACAGCCUUACAGUCAUAUUACAGCACAUAAAACCGACACAGAAUCGAGUGUCACGCGACUCACAUAUCUGGGCUUCUUUGGAGCAACAGAGGAAGUGUUCUGGGUCACAUGGACUGACACUGGCUUCAAUGAUGGACAGGUGCACGUGUAUCAUGUGAAACAGGUAAUUUGGGUCCGUGGAAAUGUUCAGAUCAUUUCACACGACCCUCGACCUUUUCCGCUCGACCUUUUGGCAAUACGCCGUGCCCUGGAUGCUGUAAGCAUGGAUGUUCACAUGCACAACAGUCGGACGCAUCACUACGGGCUGAACAACGGUGCGAACCGCUUCUCUGAAGAUGAUCUGGAGUUCCUCAGUCUUGAGGAAAGGGAGUGUAUUUUGUUCUUUGAGGAGACCAUCGGCUCCCUGGAGGAGGACGAUGAGAGGACGGGAAUGUCCGCGGGCGGCCACAGGCUUGCGGUGGAGCGUCCAGCCUCACACACACAAACAGCACGACAUCACAGCCCUGUCGAUCAUGACAUCAUUGACCUGGUCCACCCUACACCUGAUCCCAACAGACUAAAAGACACGCCGCCCAUCAUCACGUCGCCCAUCAUCACGCCGCCCAUCAUCACGCCGCCCAUCAUCACGCCAGAUUUCCAAGAGCUGAUCGCAGCCCCGGAGACACAUUAUGAGGUGAAGGCCAAACAUGAACCGCCGGCGAUGCUGCAUGUCUCACACACGCCACCAGAGGAGUUUGGACGCCAUCCGCCCACAAGUUCAGUUCCCGCUACCGCAACAAGUGCCAAUAAGAUCGCCGAGCGUGAGAGCGUCACGCCUCCAUCGCAGCUGCUCCAGCGCAGAUGCAGUCUGGAGUUGCCACAAAACCCCUCGGUCAAACACGGCCCUCCCAUCCACGCCAAGCCCACGCGUCUUCCCGACAGCAUCAGCUUUUUGCUGGGAAGCCGCGAACACAUUCCCCAUUCGAUCGCCACAGAAGCCGUGAGCGUGCAGGAGCGCCGGGCGAAAAUGCUCUCCAACCUCUCCGGCUCGGCGCACCCUCUGGAUGGCGGAGAGCCGUCGUGCGUUCGCAAUCUUCCCAUGCGAAGCAUAUCGUUUCGAGAUCCGACGCCGGACAAAUCUAGGAUGGAGGCGCUUUCCAAACUUGGACUUGCUCAGAAGCGAUGCCAAUCCGUCAUGCGCGCUUCAAGUGACGCCGAAAGUGCUAAAACCACCAUAUUCAAAUCUAACUUGCCAGCAAAAGCUAGUGCUGACGUGCGCGCUACAGACACUACGGACCACUGCCAAACCAGGCGAUCGCAACCCGUCAUGCACACUUCUCCGAAAGACGUGGGAAAUGUUAAAAACACCACUUUUAAAUCUGCCUUACCAGCAAACGCGAGUGCCGACAUCCGCGCUACGGACACCACGGACCACUGCCAAACCAGGCGAUCGCAACCCGUCACGCACGCUUCUCCGAGGGACGCCGAAAUCACUAAAACCACCACUUUCAAAUCUACCUUACCAGCAAAAGCGAGUGCUGACGUCCGCACUACGGACACCACGGAUCACUACCAAGCUAAAUCUAGCCCUGCACCAAUUUUGACGAGUGCUGAAAUCACACAUAGUGAUUUUAACAGCUAUGGCGGUAAGAGCAUAACGUUGAACCCCACACUGUCCUUUAGGGCUGAGUACGUCCCAGCUUCAUUACCCAAAACAGAGGCUUCGGAUGCACAUCUCAACAACUAUGGCGGCAGAUCAAGAUCCAUGACUACGCCUGAGCCAACGUACGGAGCCCGAUCCAAAAACUUCCCGGACAACUCGAGUUCGAACAGGACUGCAAAUCAAGACUUACCCAAGAGGAAAGCGCCACACUCUGAAGCACUUGCAAGCAGGUCCAACGCUCAGCCGCCCACUCCGGCUCCGAGACCGCUGCGUCACCCGAGUCCACUGAGUCCCACCGAGCCGCGGUCCCUGGAGAUACGACGCAAGUCUCAGCCAAAGCCAUCCUUCCGUACUCAGGGAAUAACCGUCCAGUUUUCUGGGAAAGGAGCCACAGAUGAGGCCAGACGUGAUGCACUACGCAAACUAGGACUGCUGAGGGACACGUCUUAAACGCUCACAUGCUAAUAAUAAUAAUGUUGUGGCUCUGCUGUAGAGUCCAGUACAAAAACAUUUGAUUAGCAACAAUUCAGCCAGUGCUGGGUAGAUCACUUACUAAUCGAAUACUGAAUACAUGUCACAUGACGAAAUUGUAGUUGGUAACAUAACCUAUUACACAUUUUAGGUCAUAUAAUAUGACUGCUUUUUGAAUAUUUUUCAGAUUACUGUUGACCUAACUCAUUAAACACUUAAAUUUUGAUGUAUAAAAACGAAGAGAAAGGAAAUUAUGUUAGGGUUUCCCAAACCAGGGUUCGUGAAGGAGUUUCAGGGAGUUUAAGCUCAUGAAAAAUAGUUACAUUUUAAAACACAUACAAUCAAACUUAAAAUACUUUCUUUACUUGCAUGUCAUGUGACCAUUAAACGACAACAGAGAACCAUGAACAUGCAAACAUGGUAAAUUUACCUAAUUAUUAACUACUUAUAAACUUCAAGUAAAUAUAUUACGUCAAAGACUAAAAAUAAAAAUGUUAGUUGAUGCAAUGUUGAGAAAAUACUCCUCAAAAGUGAAUUUUUUUCUGUAAAUCAAAUUCUGAGAAUUAAAAAAGUAACUGUACUCUGAUUAGGAGUAUUUUAAAACUCAUAAUUUCUCAAAACUCGUAUUUUUAGGUCAUUUUAGAUUACAUGUAAUUAGUUACUUCCCAGCACUGAAUUCAACUAAUCAUAUAUAUUAUUAUAUACACACAAACAAACAAUAUUAGCAUUACCUUGUUUGCAAGAUGUUCAGAAGGUCAAGAUUUAUGACCAUCUGUUGGACAACAGCAAGACUUUUUGAAAGGCACAACUACCACUUGUUUUGUCUGCUCUGGAGUUGCAGAUCAAGCUCAUCUUUCUUUCUGAGCAAAAAUCAUCCAGUCAGUUCUGAGAUCUUUUCAGCAUUCACAUUCAUCUCAAGUUCUACACGCUGCCUUGGAAGUGCUUGACCUGGUUUCGGCCAUCUUUGCUUCAUGGUCACAUGGUUCCAGAACAUUGUUUGAGCCAAUCGCCUGAGUCCUAAUUAUCAUGUGACUAAUCACUCCAUAUUUGUACUCCUAAAACACUCCAAAAUUGCUUGUAAAACAUUACUAUAAUGUCAUGAAAUUUUAGUUGAUCAUAUGAGGCUUGCAAAAAAAAAAGAGUGCUUAGCUACGCUUAAUUGGCCUUGAAUGGAGAAACAUGUUUUUUCCCACAUGAUAAUUAGUUUGAGAUCUCCCACUAGACCAACUUCCAUCAUAUAACUAGACAGCCAUCCC
Messenger RNA from Megalobrama amblycephala (Wuchang bream), 3768 nucleotides. Its product is annotated as serine/arginine repetitive matrix protein 2. NCBI's taxonomy places the organism in Eukaryota, Metazoa, Chordata, Actinopteri, Cypriniformes, Xenocyprididae. The transcript has 6 exons. The record is from RefSeq and is a predicted model, not a curated record. The coding region runs from base 662 to 2491 and encodes 609 amino acids.